This is a messenger RNA of Darwinula stevensoni, 1379 nucleotides long. Lineage: Eukaryota; Metazoa; Arthropoda; Ostracoda; Podocopida; Darwinulidae. The record is from the annotation of a GenBank genome assembly.
GCAGGAAAAUCAGUAGAAUCCUUUCCAUUCAUCAAGAAAAGAGUAAGGAUCCUAUCAGGAGCAACUGAAGUCAAGGAGAAUUCCAGUGGAAUAGUAUAUUGGAUGUCCCGUGAUCAACGUAUUCAAGGUCUGGAAGAAGUGUCAUCUGAAUGCUCAACAUUGGGCAUGAAUUUCCACCUUUUGCGUGGGGAAGCCAAGUCCAGCCUGGUGAAAUUUGUGAAGGAUUAUGAUAUUGGUGCUGUUGUGACAGACUUCGCUCCCCUUCGUGUUCCCUUGGGGUGGGUUGAGGAUGUUAAAAAGAAUCUCCCCAAUGAUGUUUCAUUAUGCCAGGUGGAUGCACACAAUAUUGUUCCUUGCUGGGUUGCCAGCGAGAAGUUGGAGUAUGGGGCCCGCACCAUUCGACCAAAGAUCCACAACAAACUUUCUGAGUUCCUCACUGAAUUCCCUCCUGUCAUCAACCAUCCAUACCCACCCAAAAUUAAGGCAGAGGCAAUUGAUUGGGAUGAAGUACAAAAAUUCUUGGAAGUUGAUCGCAGUGUUGAGGAAGUGCAAUGGGCAACACCUGGAACAAGAGCUGGAAUGCAAAUGCUUCAUGAAUUCAUUCAGAAGCGCCUGAAGCUCUUUGGAGAGAAACGCAAUGAUCCCACAGUUGAUGCCUUAAGUAACCUCUCCCCGUGGUUUCACUUUGGUCAGGUGUCUGUGCAGAGAUGUAUUCUUGAGGUGAAGAAGCAAGGGAAGAGCAAUUCAAAGUCAGUGGAAGCAUUUGUGGAAGAAGCAGUUGUGCGACGUGAGCUGGCAGACAAUUUUUGCUUCAACAAUCCCAACUAUGAUUCCAUCAAAGGCGCUUAUGAUUGGGCUCGCAAAACCCUCAAUGAUCACAAGGAUGACAAGAGAUCAUAUCUCUACACCAGAAAGGAAUUGGAGGAAGCGAAGACCCAUGAUGAUCUCUGGAAUGCUGCUCAGAUCCAAAUGGUGAGUGAAGGAAAGAUGCAUGGGUUCCUUCGUAUGUACUGGGCCAAAAAGAUCUUGGAAUGGACAGCAAGUCCUGAGGAAGCUCUGACAAUUGCCAUCUACUUGAAUGACAAGUAUGAGCUAGAUGGACGGGAUCCCAAUGGAUACGUUGGAUGCAUGUGGUCAAUAUGUGGAAUCCAUGAUCAAGGAUGGGCUGAAAGACCUGUCUUUGGGAAGAUUCGCUUCAUGAACUAUCAAGGAUGCAAGAGAAAGUUUGAUGUGGACUCCUUUGUCAGGAAGUAUAAGGCAAGAGCUUUCAGCAAGAAGUAGGCUCAUCUUAUCAACUGUCCAUUCCAACCACAUUAAGAUAUCUAUGAUGGCAUGCUAGACUUGAGCAGGCAAAUCUCAUUGUACCUGAUAAAGAGAUG